AUGAGAGAGUUACAUUUAGUAGCCCCAGAAGCACAUGCAUGGCUUAGUUCCAUACCAGCUAACCUAUGGGCCAGACACACCUUUUCUCCAAGGACAAAAUGUGACCUUUUAAGUAAUAAUAUAUGUGAGAGCUUCAAUCAAUACAUUAAGGAUGCUAGGGAAGAGCCUAUUUUGACUAUGUUUGAGGCCAUUCGAAGACAAAUUAUGUGCAGAUUUCAAGAAAAAAGAGACUGGAUUCAGAAGGUGAAGUCUCAUAUUUGUCCGAGGAUCUGUCAGAAAAUUGAAGAGAGGAAAAAACAGGUAGCUCAGUUUGAUGCACUUGUGUCUACAAGAGAGGUGUAUGAGGUGACUGGUAUAGUAGGAACUUUUGCUGUUAAUGCAGUUCAAAGGUCUUGCACAUGUAAUGAGUGGGAUAUGACAGGAAUUCCAUGUGUCCAUGCAUGUGCUGGACUUGUGCAAGACAACAAAGAUCCAUAUGCAUAUGUUGAUAAUUGCUACUCAGUAGAAACAUAUGUAAAGGCAUAUGCUGGUGUUAUUAUGCCUAUGCCAGACCAAACAAAUUGGGUGAAUGCUAGCAGUGAUACAUUACUCCCACCUCGUAGGAAGAUAGCUCCAGGCAGGCCUAAGAAAGUUAGAAAAAAGGCUCCAUUGGAGGACUUACAUGUUGGAAAACUAUCUAAAGUAGGGCUGCCAAUUCACUGCAGUCAUUGUGGUCAUACUGACCACAAUGCCAGAAGUUGCAAGGUCACUGGUUGUUCAUUUGUGAGGCAAAGAAAAUCAGUGACUGCACAGGGCCUACUAAACGAGGGAGAGGAGCUGGUAGAGGCCACUCUACAAAUGCUGAUACUGAUGUUGAGAGAAAUACUAAUGCUGAUGUUGUGCAAAAUGCUGAUGCGACUAAAUCUACAACUGCAAGAGGCCCAACUAGAGCUAAAAUGA
Messenger RNA from Coffea arabica (coffee), 939 nucleotides. The record is from RefSeq and is a predicted model, not a curated record. Lineage: Eukaryota; Viridiplantae; Streptophyta; Magnoliopsida; Gentianales; Rubiaceae.